UAUAGACGGUCCACUGCUCCGUCACUCACCGGUGAUUCAAUCCCAAACAUCAAAAUCCGAAAAGUCUAUAAAAAGCAAAUCAAAGUCAAAAUCCAGAAAACAGAAACUGCAAAUCGAACCUUACAUUCUUCAUCCCUAACAUCGGGAAGAGAGAGAAAGAACAGAGAGAAAAUGGAUAGAUUUACAGAGCUAAGAGAGACAGUGGAGAAGAUGGAGUUAAUCGAUGGUCACGCUCAUAAUAUCGUCGCCAUUGAUUCGUCCUUUCCUUUUAUCAAAUGCUUUACUGAAGCUGAUGGAGUUGCUUUAUCUUUCACUCCUCAUUCUCUCUCAUUCAAGAGAGGGGUAAGGGAAAUUGCUGAGCUCUAUGAAUGCAGACCAUCCUUGCACGCCAUUGAAGUUUAUCGGAAAACUUCUGGCUUAGAAUCUGUUAGCUCAACUUGCUUUGGAGCAGCUAGGAUAUCUGGACUGCUUAUUGACGAUGGUCUCGAGUUGGAUAAUAAGUUGGACUUAGAGUGGCAUAAGAGUUAUGUGCCUUUUGUUGGUCGAAUUUUAAGAAUUGAGCGUUUGGCAGAAAAGAUUUUAUCUGAACACUCACCUGACGGAGAUACAUGGACACUGAACAAGUUCACUGAAGUUUUCGUCGGAAAACUGAAGUCAUUAGCUGCUACAGUAGUUGGGUUGAAAAGUAUAGCUGCAUAUCGUGGGGGUCUGGAGAUUGAUCCAAACGUUACUGAAAAGGAUGCUCAAGAUGGUCUUUCUGAAGUUUUAAGGGCUAAGAAGCCUGUCCAGAUCACAAAUAAGAAGUUAAUUGAUUACAUUUUUGUUCGUAGUUUGGAAGUUUCUGUGCUCUUUGACUUGCCAAUGCAGAUACAUACGGGAUUUGGAGACAAAGAUCAGGAUUUGAGGAUGUCAAACCCGCUCCAUCUGCGGAAAGUACUUGAAGAUGCAAGAUUUUCCAAGUGUCGCCUGGUUCUCUUACAUGCUUCUUAUCCAUUUUCAAAAGAGGCAUCGUACUUGGCAUGUGUAUAUCCCCAGGUGUACCUUGACUUUGGUUUGGGACUUCUCUUACUUAGCUACAACGGGAUGAAAUCUGUGGUCAAAGAGCUGCUGGAGCUGGCUCCAUUAAAAAAGGUGAUGUUCAGCACGGAUGCCUACGCAUUUCCUGAAGCAUUUUACUUAGGUGCCAGGAGAUCCCGUGAGGUUAUCUUUUCAGUUUUACGUGAUUCUUGCCUUGAUGGAGAUCUUACGAUUCCUGAAGCAGUUGAAGCAGCUAAAGAUCUUUUUGCUCAAAAUGCUAUUGUGUUUUACAAUAUCAAGUCGAGUGGUAAAUCGAACCUAACAAAAGCCGUAUCUCUUAACUUUGGAGACACUGGAAAUAUUGUACCACAAAGUAAUAUUACUUUCGUCCGUGUAAUUUGGGUUGAUACAUCAGGGCAGUGCAGAUGUCGCGGUGUUCCUGUCAAACGCUUCCAUGAAGUAGUCAAGAAAAAUGGUGUUGGUUUGACUUUUGCGUGCAUGGGUAUGACAUCGUUUAUGGAUGGUCCGGCUGCUGAAACUAACUUGACAGGAACGGGUGAGAUCAGACUUAUUCCAGACCUGUCAACAUUAAGGACAAUUCCAUGGGCUAAAGGUGAGGAAAUGGUUUUGUCGGACAUGCAACUCAAGCCCGGUACACCCUGGGAAUAUUGUCCAAGGGAGGCAUUAAGAAGGGUUACAGCAGUUUUGAAGGACGAGUUUAAUCUGGAAAUGAAUGCGGGCUUUGAGAAUGAAUUUUAUCUCUUAAAACCAGUGACAAGGGACAGAAGUGAGGAAUGGGUACCAUUUGAUUCAACCCCGUACUGUUCCACUUCAUCGUUUGAUGCUGCUUCUCCAAUCCUUCAGGAAAUGUAUGCUGCACUUCAUUCACUAGAUAUUACGAUGGAGCAGGUUCAUGCAGAAUCAGGAAAAGGCCAAUUUGAGAUGGUACUAGGACACACUCUUUGUACUCGUGCAGCGGAUAAUUUGGUUUUUACCCGUGAAGCUAUAAGGGCUGUGGCUAGGAAGCAUGGAUUGUUGGCAACUUUUGCACCAAAGUAUUCUUUGGAUGAUAUCGGCUCUGGAUCCCAUGUGCACUUAAGUUUAUGGGAGAAUGGGGUAAAUGUUUUCACAGGAAUGGCUGGAUCAAGUCAUGGAAUGUCUAAAAUUGGUGAGGAGUUUAUGGCUGGAGUUCUAUUUCAUCUUCCUGCCAUUUUGGCUUUUACUGCUCCCAACCCAAACAGCUAUGAUCGGAUUCAGCCAGACACAUGGAGUGGAGCAUACCAGUGCUGGGGGAAAGAGAACAAGGAAGCCCCACUGAGGACCGCGUGUCCACCUGGAGUUACAGAUGGUCUAGUGAGCAACUUUGAAAUAAAAUCUUUUGAUGGAUGUGCAAAUCCCUACCUGGGUUUGGCUUCUAUAAUUGCUGCCGGCAUUGAUGGCUUACGGAGGCACCUUUCUCUGCCUCUUCCUGUUGAAGCGAACCCUUCUAGCCUCGAAAAGGAACUUCAGAGACUGCCGAAAUCACUUGCUGAAUCCUUGGAAGCUCUUAACAAGGAUGAUGUCUUUAUGGACUUCCUAGGUGAGAAGCUGCUAACUGCUGUAGAGGGAGUUAGGAAGGCUGAAAUAGAUUACUACUCGCAGAACAAGAAUGCUUACAAGAAUCUCAUAAACCGUUAUUAGAUUUACACAUUUAUAAGCAUCGAGGGAAAUUAUUAUUACAUUUAUUUGGUGAAUUACAUCUCCAAAAAUCAAAUAACAUAAACAUGUACUACUAUUAGGCAUUAGUUAUGCUUGAGACACUUUAUCUACAUAUAGUUGAUUUCUCUCCAACUAAAUAA
Messenger RNA from Amaranthus tricolor (Joseph's coat), 2855 nucleotides. RefSeq names its product protein fluG. The record is from RefSeq and is a predicted model, not a curated record. Gene Ontology annotation, molecular function: glutamine synthetase activity; hydrolase activity. The coding region runs from base 172 to 2697 and encodes 841 amino acids. NCBI's taxonomy places the organism in Eukaryota, Viridiplantae, Streptophyta, Magnoliopsida, Caryophyllales, Amaranthaceae. The transcript is spliced from 18 exons.